Didymodactylos carnosus is the source of this 453-nucleotide messenger RNA. The record is from the annotation of a GenBank genome assembly. Lineage: Eukaryota; Metazoa; Rotifera; Eurotatoria; Philodinida; Philodinidae.
AUGUCUACAAAUUUAGCGUCGCCGCCAUUUUAUCGUUCAUCACAUACUCCAGCCUUUACACGUCGAAAAUGGUUUAUCGAUUUACAUAUGCGAAAAAAUGAACGUUUAGCAUCUACGACAUCCUCUUCUUUAGUUUCAGCUUCAUCUUCGUCGUAUAACUCUGAUUAUUCUUUACCUGUUGGCUAUAGUGAUCAACGUAUAGCAGAUGUUCCAACUCAAGAUGAAGAUGAACGUUUGUUCGCUAAACGUUCGUGGGAUAUAGCACUUCAACCAGUCAAACAAUUACCAAUGAAUUUAAUCUUUGCUUGGAUGGCUGGAAAUUUAACUCAUUUAGCACUUGCACUUUAUAAAUGUCAAUCAAUGGGAUUAUUACCAACAUAUGCAUCAGACUGGAUUGCAUUUGCCGAAGCACAAUUAAAUGUAGAAACGACAUUUGGAGGAUUAGCAUAUUAA